Molecule: messenger RNA, 744 nt
Organism: Apiotrichum porosum
Lineage: Eukaryota; Fungi; Basidiomycota; Tremellomycetes; Trichosporonales; Trichosporonaceae
Exons: 2
Coding region: 1-744 (247 amino acids)
Source: RefSeq, a predicted model, not a curated record
AUGUCGACAUCCGGUACUGGUACCACGCCGGCGCUCACGCCAAGUGACACCCCAACGCCUGGCAUCUCUGUCCCCGCCACGCCCGCCGAGGAGCCCAUUUGCACAAUCGGGCAUGCCUUGUACGCGUUUGACGUCCUCGUCGCCAAGUUUGACGGCCGUGACCCCGUCAGCCCUCCGUUCCCCAACGGCAAGGACCGUUAUGCCCUCUUUGUGACGUGGAACAUUUCGCGAGGAAGCAAGAAACCGUCUCUUCGAGGAUGCAUAGGCAACUUUACGCCCAUGCGCCUGGACCGCGGGCUGGCCGAAUACGCACUCGUCGCCGCCCUCGAAGACCACCGGUUCUCGCCCAUCCGCGCGGCUGAGCUGGCCUCGCUGUCCGUCGGCGUCAGUCUCCUGACGCCGUUUUCCCCCGUCCCCGACCCGCUCGCAUGGACACCCGGCGUGCACGGCAUCCACAUUACAUUCCCGCACCCGACGACGGGACGCUCGCUGUCCGCCACGUACCUGCCAGACGUCAUCCCCGAGCAAGGGUGGACGCGCGAAGAGGCAGUGCUCAGCCUCAUCCACAAGGCCGGGUACCGUGGCCAUGUCGAGGUCGGCGACGACCUGUGGCAGUCCAUCUCCAUGAAAGUGUACGGCAGCGUAAAGGCCAAAGCCACGUAUGAAGAGUACCUCGACUGGGCUAAACUGCAAGGACUGCAUGUAUCCAAACCUGCAGAGGCAAAGGAUGCCGCUUGGAAGUAG